This is a messenger RNA of Solanum dulcamara, 820 nucleotides long. RefSeq lists its product as uncharacterized. The record is from RefSeq and is a predicted model, not a curated record. Bases 258 to 713 code for a protein of 151 amino acids. The transcript is spliced from 4 exons. Lineage: Eukaryota; Viridiplantae; Streptophyta; Magnoliopsida; Solanales; Solanaceae.
AUGGGGAGGCCGCCAAUAUCUUCAAAAAUGUAGUGAAGGAUGAGCAUAUCCAAGCACCUGCAUGUUCUACCUUCAUCUCCCUACAAAACCUGCAUUUAAUGCCAUUCAUUGCCUUUUUCCCACUACUUAUAUGGCCACUAAAUUCAUUGCCAAUAUCACACACAACCCUAGCUAGCUACCAAGUUGCAAUAUUUUCAAGAAAAUAAUACCCUAUUGAUCAUAAGCUUGCCCCCAAGAAAGAAAGAAAGAUAUUCAAUAUGUCAAAAUUUCUUGUUUAUCUUUUGGUUUGUAUUUCUCUUAUUCAUGCAUGUAGUGCAAGACCAAUGGCAAGUAUUGAUGACAAUGAAGAAAAAAUACUAUUCUCUAGCAAGGAUGUAACAAUUUUGACUAGUGACAUAUCUAAAACAGAGGGAAGAAUAAUUAUAUCUGAAGAUAUUGGAAAACGUAUGUGGAAAAAGAGAUCAAUUGUUGCACGAAAGGAAAACGAAGAAGAGAAUAAAGGAAACAAGGUCAAGAUGACAUCGUUUCAUGAGGGAGCUCAUCAAGUAAAGAUAUCGAGGAGAGAAUCACGGUUGAUGCUACAAUCUCCACCGUCAACACAACAUGAGGAAGAAUCAGUGAACUCCAUUGAAAAGGAACCCGUGGAAGACGUAGUAGUUAUGGAUUAUGCACAGCCCCAUAGAAAACCACCUAUUCACAACACAAAACACUAAUUAUAUUGUAGAUGAAAAUCAUCAUACUUAUAUAUGUAUUGUGCUUUCUCCUUUAUACGUACCUGUAUACGUAUGUGAUACUGUGGGUACGUCUUCUUUUUUUUUUU